Messenger RNA from Durusdinium trenchii, 1014 nucleotides. The record is from the annotation of a GenBank genome assembly. NCBI's taxonomy places the organism in Eukaryota, Dinophyceae, Suessiales, Symbiodiniaceae.
AUGGCUUGCGAGUGGAGCAAAGCCAUGGGAGAAGAGGGCUUAUAUGAGGAAGUGAUUGAGGCUAUUCUGAAAAUGGGUUUCAAGCGCAAAGCUUCAUUUGCGCAUGCCUUUGUCGACUCGAACGUCUUCGAAGAUUGGCUUACACGUUUCAAACUGAAGUUGGAUUCGUUCAAAGACCUGGACGAUGCGGAAUGGUUGACAUCGCCCACAUGUGGAGACCUCCGCGCGUUUUGGAAGAAGAGUUCGGGUGAAGAAUUGCCGGCUCCUGCCAGUGCCAAGCAUUUGCCAUUGUUGGGCUCCUUGAGUCUACCAGCCAAAUUUGGUGCUGCGGAUCGCGAAGCCUUGCUGAAAGUAUUUGAAAGCAACUACCCAGGAGCCGCGCUCACUCCCGAGACAACCCCGUGUUUGCCCUAUCUGCAGACUAUCCAGAGCCAAUGUCAACAGAAAUCUUGGGCUUGGGUCGCAUGGCGCAGGAUCCUGUCCGAAGCUGCGCUUUGGGAUGUCCAAAGCCGCAAAGCGGGCACAAAAAAGAGGGGUCUGACGGAGGUCUUGGCUGAGGCAGCAGGUCUGUGUGGUGAAGAAUGGGACUUGGACAUGGGGGGGUCGCCCCGUCGCAUUUUCAAAUUCUUUGCACUCGUGCACAUGCUUACGCCCUUUGUGGAUGCCGACCGGGAGGUGUUGACUGAAGUCUUCAAGCAGGUGCUUCGUGAUGGAGUGUCCCUGGACACCGCCCUUGAUUGUGUGGUUCGUGAAGAUUUCUUUCGUCAUUAUCUUGGCCCGAGGCCCAGAUUGGUACAGAAAGCCUUGCCCGGCCUGGAAGAGGAUGGUGUGGUCAAAAAGCCAAAGCGUCGGUUGCCGCAGCCUCUCACUGAUGGCAAGAAGCAACGGGACAACCAGGGCAAGGGCAAGCUAACUGGUGAGCCAAAGCAGCGAGCUCAAUCUCAGUGUUUUGCCUUCAAGAAAACUGGGAAGUGCGCCUUUGGUGACGACUGCAAAUUCCAACACGCCGAGUGA